This is a messenger RNA of Ochotona curzoniae (black-lipped pika), 4675 nucleotides long. RefSeq names its product DDB1 and CUL4 associated factor 5 (gene DCAF5). Gene Ontology annotation, biological process: negative regulation of fatty acid biosynthetic process. Gene Ontology annotation, molecular function: protein binding. Lineage: Eukaryota; Metazoa; Chordata; Mammalia; Lagomorpha; Ochotonidae. The coding region runs from base 29 to 2875 and encodes 948 amino acids. The transcript is spliced from 9 exons. The record is from RefSeq and is a predicted model, not a curated record. Gene Ontology annotation, cellular component: cytoplasm; Cul4-RING E3 ubiquitin ligase complex.
CGGCGGCGGCGGCGGCGGCGGUUCCAGCAUGAAGAGGAGAGCUGGCCUGGGGGGCAGCAUGAGGUCAGUGGUGGGCUUCUUGUCCCAGCGGGGCUUGCAUGGGGACCCCCUGCUCACUCAGGACUUUCAGAGGAGACGCCUGCGGGGCUGCAGAAACCUCUACAAGAAGGACCUCCUGGGCCACUUCGGCUGUGUCAAUGCCAUUGAAUUCUCCAACAAUGGAGGCCAGUGGCUGGUCUCAGGAGGAGACGACCGCCGGGUUCUGCUAUGGCACAUGGAGCAAGCCAUCCACUCCAGGGUCAAGCCCAUCCAGCUGAAAGGGGAACAUCAUUCCAACAUUUUUUGCCUGGCGUUCAACAGUGGAAACACUAAAGUGUUCUCUGGAGGAAACGACGAGCAAGUUAUCCUCCAUGACGUUGAAAGCAGUGAGACCUUGGACGUGUUCGCUCAUGAAGAUGCAGUGUACGGCUUGUCGGUGAGCCCAGUGAAUGACAACAUUUUCGCGAGCUCCUCAGACGAUGGCCGCGUUCUCAUCUGGGACAUCCGGGAAUCUCCCCAUGGAGAGCCCUUCUGCCUGGCAAACUAUCCAUCAGCCUUUCACAGUGUCAUGUUCAACCCUGUGGAGCCCAGGUUGUUGGCGACAGCCAAUUCGAAGGAAGGAGUGGGACUCUGGGAUAUUCGGAAGCCUCAGAGCUCGCUGCUGCGCUAUGGUGGCAACCUGUCCCUGCAGAGUGCCAUGAGUGUGCGAUUCAACAGCAACGGGACCCAGCUCCUGGCCCUGAGGCGUCGCCUGCCCCCGGUACUCUACGACAUCCACUCCCGCCUGCCCGUGUUCCAGUUUGACAAUCAGGGUUACUUUAACUCGUGCACCAUGAAAAGCUGUUGUUUUGCAGGAGACCGUGACCAGUAUAUCCUCUCAGGCUCGGAUGACUUCAACCUGUAUAUGUGGAGAAUUCCCGCGGAUCCCGAAGCAGGUGGCAUUGGUAGGGUGGUCAACGGAGCCUUCAUGGUGCUGAAGGGACAUCGUUCUAUUGUCAACCAGGUUCGCUUCAAUCCCCACACCUACAUGAUCUGCUCUUCCGGCGUAGAGAAGAUUAUCAAGAUCUGGAGCCCCUAUAAGCAGCCAGGGUGUACCGGAGACCUGGAUGGUCGGAUCGAAGAUGACUCUCGCUGCCUCUAUACCCACGAAGAGUACAUCAGCCUAGUGCUGAACAGCGGGAGUGGCCUGUCGCACGACUACGCCAACCAGUCGGUGCAGGAGGACCCGCGCAUGAUGGCCUUCUUCGACUCCCUGGUACGCCGGGAGAUCGAGGGCUGGAGCUCCGACUCGGACAGCGACCUCAGCGAGAGCACCAUCCUGCAGCUACACGCUGGGGUCAGCGAGCGCUCCGGCUACACCGACUCCGAGUCUUCGGCCUCACUGCCCCACUCCCCACCUCCCACAGUAGAUGAGUCUGCCGACAACGCCUUCCACCUGGGGUCCCUGCGGGUCCCUGCCACCAACGCAGUGGCUUCUACUCCGCCGACCUCCACGUGUGAGGAUGCGGCCUCACGCCAGCAGCGCCUGUCUGCCCUGCGGCGCUACCAGGACAAGCGCCUCCUGGCCCUUUCCAACGAGUCCGACUCUGAAGAGAACGCCUGCGAGGUUGAACUGGAUACAGACCUCUUCCCUCGGCCCCGCUCACCCAGCCCCGAGGACGAGUCCAGCAGCUCCAGCAGCUCCAGCAGCAGCUCCGAGGAUGAGGAGGAGCUGAAUGAGCGCCGGGCCUCCACCCGGCAGCGGAACGCCAUGCGACGCCGGCAGAAGACAGUGCGGGAGGAGAGGCCCGGGGCUGCUGUCAAGCCCACGGCCACGUACAUCGGAGAAGACAACUACGAUUACCCCCAGAUCAAAGUGGAUGACCUCUCUUCCUCCCCCGCCUCCUCCCCUGAGCGGGGCACGGCCACUCUGGAGGGCCAGCAGAGCCGUACGUCCCCAACCUCUGACAUGGAGUCCGUGGAGAGAAAGAUCUACAAAGCUUACAAGUGGCUCCGCUAUUCCUACAUCUCUUACUCAAAUAACAAAGAUGGAGAACCGUCCCUGGGAGUGGGGGAGGCUGAAGAAGGGAGAGCGGGAACCAGCCACAGCAAGGACAACCCAGCCCCUUCUUCCAGUAAAGAUGCCUGCCUGCCUUCAGCCCUGGCCCAGAGGAACCAGGACCUGCCGCCUGAAGGCUGCAGCAAGGAUGUCUGUAAGGAGGGGACUUUGAGAAAUCCCAGCAGCAGCCCAGGCCACGAGCACAGCGGCCCUCCUUGUGCCGAGGCACAGGAGGGCACCUCCCAGGACACCACCAACAGUGGUGCUGUAGAACACACUUUUGAAUCCAAGAAGCUCAAUGGGAAGGCCCUGAGCAAGGCCCUGAGCAGCCGGGCCGAGGAGCCGUCCUCUCCUCCUGUCCCCAAAACAUCGGGCUCCAAUCUGAGCAGUGGGCCUGGCAGCUGUGCUAGGACCCAGCCUGACGACAGUGAGGACAGGAGUCUCGACACCAUCUGUGCCAACCACAACAAUGGCUGCUUACACCCCAGGCUCCCUCACCCCCACAACAACGGGCAGAACCUGGGGGAGCUGGAGGUCGCAGCCUACGCUUCCCCGGGACAUUCAGACACUGACCGUGAUAACUCGUCCCUGGCAGGCACGCUCCUACACAAAGAUUGUUGUGGGUCUGAAAUGGCCUGCGAAACCCCCAGUGCUGGAAUGAAAGAGGACCCCUGUGACCCCGCAGCCCCAGACGGCAGCAGGGCUGUUCAUGGCCACAGUGGCCUGAAAAGGCACCGAAUUGAAUUGGAAGAUACAGAUUCAGAGAAUUCCUCCUCAGAGAAGAAAUUAAAAACAUGACAAACAUAAAGGGAAGACAAAAAGCUACAAAGAGUAGCCUUAUUAAAAAAAAAUGUCUUGUUUAGUGAACACAGAGGAAAGGAAAAAAAAAAGUAUUAAAGGCACAUAAAACCAGGGCCUGAAAUGUUGUGUCUAAUGCUGCUCCCUUCUCUUGAACCUUCAGCAGUGGGUCUGAGUGUCUAGCUAGCCACUGCCUUGUGCUGAGACGGGGAGGGGGGAAACUCAAGCGACUCCUCUCUGGUGAGGUCGGCAAAGUGUCCCUGUGCAAGUGGAUUGACCUGAUCUUGUGUGUGUGUGAGGUCAUUUGAUAAGACCUUUCUUUUAGUCGGUCACCAACAAGCACCUGGGGGUCUGUGUUUUUUUUGGCCAUUUGCCCUGUUCACAUGCCGUAGGUGUUCUAUUGUAACACAGCCUGUUAAAGCAGGCUGUGGUGCUAGUGAGCUGUAAGUAGCUGCAGCAAAGAUGCUGAGGAGAGAACGGCGAGUGGCCUGCAAGCCCCACUUGCUGUGCUGGAGAGGAAAGCAUGGUUCCUUUUUAAGGAAGACUUCCACGCUUUCUCUGAGUAAUACUUCCUCACUAAGCGUUUAAUGUGGACACACUACAAGCAGAGCAUAUUCAAUGCUGAUGAGAGGUUAGCACUCAAGAACAGAUUAAGACAGUAAAGAUCCCUAAUCAGUUUCCUUGUUUGCAAAUCAAGCCGUGUACAACAUGUACUGGUUGGAGGGCAUACAAUAUGACUAUUUGUGGAUGACACACUAACCGGUUAGGUGCUAGUUCCUGUGAGCCAGCAGGUGCUUCUUGGGCAGCACGUAAUGACGUCUAGGCAUACUGAAAGAUGGGGAAAGGCUCAGGAGCUUUUGCGCUCAGACUACUAGAGCAGACGUAGGUAUGUGAACAGAAUGUGGUACUGUGUUCAUUUAAUUCAACCAAACACCGUCGGUCAUUGUUGUUGGGACUGGCAUCUUCCCUCAGGCCGGCAGUGUCCGGGCUGAACUUCACAGAGCAGUUGGCAUCUCCAGGUGGCAGAGUCUUACUGAGUAGGUCUGUUAGGAGGCAGAGAGGAAAUGAGGAGAGGAGUUUUCUGCCUUAAAACGCCUGAAAUUCGGAAGAGACCCAUCUCAUUGAGAAAAGGCCAGGUGAUUUUCAGCUGCCAUGGUGGUUAUAGUUAUGAACUGAGGGUAGUGCCAGACAAGAAGACCUAGGGAUGGCCAGGUAUCACUGGUGAAAAAUGAAGGGGAGAGGGAGAACAGAGCCACUUUUAUUUGGAGCACAAAGAUGCUAGACAAUGGUAGAGUGUAGCUGGGAUUGGCACAGGGAGAGCCUAGUACAAGGCUGUUGUAUCCCGGGUUUGCCAGCCUGCCUUUUGGCAGGUUGAGGACCUUGUCCCUCCUGGGCCUGGGACCUAAGGAUGACAACCCGUGGAUAUUGGAGGCGUGCAGGAAUCCAGGUGCUAGGGGAGGGCUUCCUCAGGAAAGGAAGGUGGUAGAGGGAAGCCACAAGCGGAUGACAUCUUGCUGAGCUCCGCGGAAGGGACCCUGAGUGUGCCUGGUAUGUGUGAUGCAGCUGGGGUGUGAACACGCUGUGGGCACAUACAAUGAACACGCGGACCCUUCCCGGGGACCGGGAAAGUGAUUGUGUAACCAACUGCAGAAUUCCUUUGGAUUUGUAAUCAAAAUGGUUCUAUGAUUUUUUUUUGUCUUUGACUAUUCACAGAUAAUUGUAAAUUCUGGUUUUAUAAGCCCAAGUCAUUUUACAUCUGCUUUUCCAAAAAUGUAUUAAAUUGGAAUUUUUAACCCUUUA